Molecule: messenger RNA, 559 nt
Organism: Cryphonectria parasitica EP155
Lineage: Eukaryota; Fungi; Ascomycota; Sordariomycetes; Diaporthales; Cryphonectriaceae
Exons: 2
Coding region: 1-396 (131 amino acids)
Source: RefSeq, a predicted model, not a curated record
AUGUCGUUCUCCAAGACGCUCCUCGUUUCCCUCCUGCUCGCCGCGUCCAGCACCGUCCUGGCGAGCCCCGCCAUGCUGGAAUCUCGUGGCAUCCAGGUUGGCUACGGCCAGCAGAUCCAGACCUCGGACCAGGCGAACCACUGGGUCGUCUGGAUCGAGGGCCAGUCGGCGUGCCCAGCGACGCAGACCCUCAGCGGGCUGAAUACCAGUCCCUGCAACCAGGUCUUCACCCUCGCCGGCGGGACCUACCAACUCACCAACUGUAACGGAAACAAUGAGCCCCAGGCGGUUGCGGAUCAGGAUGGGAAUUAUAUUCAUACCUGUACUCUUAACCAUGACAAGAUUAACUGCCACCAUGGCGAGCAUGAUAUUGUCAAGCAUGGGAAAUGCACUUGAGUAGCUCGGGACUGAUGACGAGGGGUCAGGGGGAUCAGGCAUGUGGAGUAUUUACAUCUUGGUGAAGUUCAGAAAUUGUCGAGGGUCGCGAUAGGAUACACGCAGGACGUGAUAUCAUAUUCAAGCUUAUUUCUCAUGUCUGAUACCGAAUGGAGACUUAUAC